Entrophospora candida is the source of this 245-nucleotide messenger RNA. Lineage: Eukaryota; Fungi; Glomeromycota; Glomeromycetes; Entrophosporales; Entrophosporaceae. The record is from the annotation of a GenBank genome assembly.
GAACUAUUUUAAUGGAUUUGUUGGAAUACGCUCAAAAAUUAGUAAGCAAAGGCAAUAGUAAUCAACAACAAAACGCUCAAUAUCUGCAAACUCUUAUUAAGCAUGAGAAUUCACCCGUUAAGCCCGAUAAUAAGCAACCGAGCAAUAAUACUCCGCUUUUAGUUGGCGGUUUAGUUGCUUUUGGCAUGGCAACCUUAGCAAUUGUUGAAAACAGUUCGGUAGGUGAAGUGGUUAUUGGAAAAUAG